Molecule: messenger RNA, 742 nt
Organism: Linderina pennispora
Lineage: Eukaryota; Fungi; Kickxellomycota; Kickxellomycetes; Kickxellales; Kickxellaceae
Exons: 1
Coding region: 197-595 (132 amino acids)
Source: RefSeq, a predicted model, not a curated record
CUGAGCAGCAUAUGCGCCAUCCCAGCGAGCCGCAGCGUGGUGGCCCGCCGCCUCCGGGAAUGCAGCAGCAGCAUCCGGGCCAGGGUAGUAUGCAGGCCCAUGCAUCAGCAGCAACCUCAGCAGCAGCAACAAAAGAUGCCGCCCCAACACCAGCAGGGCGGCGCCCCUAUGCCUAGCGGGCGCCCCGGCUAUAUUGAUGAGGGACCUGGCUCCGCCACCCCAUAUGGUAAUCGCUAUGACGGUCCUCCCAGGUCUGAGGUUGCUGCCAGUGGUGGCGCACCGGUUCCUUCGCCGCACUAUUCUAUGCAGCAAGGGCUCGCAGGCGGGGGCUGGGCCGUACCAGCCCGCGUCAGCGCCAUACACCAGUGCGCCCUAUUCCCAGCCUCCCACCUCGCGGCCAUACUCGGCCUCUAGCCAGCCUCCGUCUGCCGGUGUGUAUGGACCCCAGCCGCAGCAGCAGGGUGGGCCCUACCGCCCUGGCGAUGAGCGGCGUGGUUCCUCGCGUACCGGAUCCCCGAUGGUGACACAGCAGCAGCAGCAGCAGCAGCAAUACCAGCGUCCAGCAGCCGCCCCAGCAGGUCACGUCGUCUACUGAGCCAACUCCGACGUCUGGUACAUUUCAUUCCGGGCCAGUGAACGGCUAUGCCCCGUACCCGGGUCAGCCAGCCCUCUCUGAUACUCGGCGACACAGCCGCAGCCCGUCGCAGCCGCAAAAUGCGGGGUACCGGCAGCAGCACAGGCA